Schistocerca nitens (vagrant locust) is the source of this 1530-nucleotide messenger RNA. Its product is annotated as nascent polypeptide-associated complex subunit alpha, muscle-specific form-like. The coding region runs from base 1 to 1530 and encodes 509 amino acids. The record is from RefSeq and is a predicted model, not a curated record. The transcript is spliced from 3 exons. Lineage: Eukaryota; Metazoa; Arthropoda; Insecta; Orthoptera; Acrididae.
AUGUGCAGCCGCGAGAAGGACGUACCUGCGCCUGCUAGCGACGCGAAGGGUGUGGCAGAUCGCCGUCCGGCCGCGCUUGCGCGGUCGGCGGCCCCAUCUGGCCCCCCACUUAUGACGACCACUGCUAUGGCUAUGGAUUUGACGGACACUACUCCGGAAACGUUGAAGACUGCGCUGUCUGCUCCGCUGCCAGAUUCUGAAGAUGAGAGCUCUACCGCCCCUCAGCCACGCGGACGCAGCGGGAAACAGAAGAGGAGGGCAACACCUGCGACGGCCGCUGCUCGCAGCUCGCCGAUUGAGAAGAGAGCCAAGCAAGAUUUCGCCCCUGAUGCCGACGGUUUUGUCCCGGCCCGGCGAACUGCAAGACGCAUGCUGUCGUCGACGACGCCUCCAACUGCCGUCGCCAACUCAUUCGACGCGCUCGAUGACGCACCGGAACCGACGCCGCGCGUUCCUGCGCCGAAGAAAGACUCCCAUCUUCCGCCGGUGGUCCUCCAGUUUCGGCCGCCCUAUGGGGAACUGCAGAAGUUGUUGCGCAGCUGGACAACGGCCGUGUACACAGUGAAGCCUGCAGGGCGUGACCUGUACAGGGUCACACUCCGCACUGCCGAUGACUAUCGCCGGGUCACUCAGGAGGCGUCUGAGCGUGGUCUCCCUUUCUAUACCCACGCUUCCGCACCCGACAAGGUCCUGAAGAUUGUCUUCCGCGACCUCCCGUUCAACAUGGAAGCCGAUCACCUGCAUCGUGAACUCGCUGACCUGGGCUUCUACAUCCGGACCGUCGUGAAGAUGAAGUCGCCAAAAUCACGUGAAGAUAUGCCGCUCUUCCUGGUCGUCUGCUCUGACACCGUGGAGAACCGCAAACUCUAUCAAUUGACUUAUCGUGGGUGUGAGGUGUGGAAGCGUGCCAUCGCUCGACAACGUGGCCAAACACCAGCGCCACAUCAGAAGAAGCCAGCAACGAGACGACCAGGCGUCUCUUUCGCGGCGGCAACGUCUGGGACGCCCUCCGCCGCCCCGGCUGCGUCGGUUGCUCCCGCUCCCGCCGCAUCCGAGGCCGUGCCGACACCUGAGGCUCCUACACCUCCACCACAGCUGCCAGUGGCGGCACCGGGUACUGCCUUUCCCGGGACGUCAGCCGGACCGCGCCCCGCCAACCGCCGGCGCGGGGGUCAUCGCCCUGUGGGUACCCAGCGCUUGGCACCGUCCGUCGAGCAGCCCCAGGUGGGCUCUCACAGCGAAGCAGCCACGCCUCCCCCCUCCAGCGCCGGGGCCGCGCCAGCUGCCUCCACCGCCGACCUGGCCAACCUCGUCGCGCAGCUCACAGCCCUGUUACGCAAUCGUGGAAGAACUUCCCAGCCAGCUUCAACGUCUCCGUGUUCUUCUCUGCUCAGUAGUUCACCAGACUCGUUUCCUUACGGAGUCGUCGUCAUUACAAUCAACAUGUACUUCGUGCAGUCCGUAUUCACAACAGAUUGGACGGUGGCAAAAGAUGCUCAAAAGGAAGAGGUUUCUGAAUCGCCUCACUAA